This is a messenger RNA of Equus caballus (horse), 3922 nucleotides long. It is a transcript of the gene IGHMBP2, whose product is annotated as immunoglobulin mu DNA binding protein 2. Gene Ontology annotation, molecular function: ATP hydrolysis activity; zinc ion binding; 5'-3' DNA helicase activity. The record is from RefSeq and is a predicted model, not a curated record. Lineage: Eukaryota; Metazoa; Chordata; Mammalia; Perissodactyla; Equidae. Gene Ontology annotation, cellular component: nucleus; cytoplasm.
CCCGGCGGCGAACAGCGCCCGCGCAGCGGCGGGACCUCGGCGGCUCCGGGCCGGGCCAGGCGGCGGCCAUGGCAGCGGCGGCCGUGGAGAGCUUCGUGGCCAGGCAGCUGGACCUGCUGGAGCUUGAGAGGGACGCGGAGGUGGAGGAGCGCAGGUCCUGGCAGGAAAACAUCUCUCUGAAGGAACUCCAGAGCCGAGGCGUCUGUCUGCUGAAGCUGCAGGUGUCCAGCCAGCGCACCGGGCUGUACGGACGGCUGUUGGUCACCUUUGAGCCCCGGAGAUGUGUGUCUUCGGCCGUGCUGCCCAGUAACAGCUUUACUUCCGGUGAUAUAGUGGGUCUGUAUGAUGCUGCUAAUGAAGGCAGUCAGCUGGCCACUGGGAUCCUGACCCGCAUCACCCAGAAAUCGGUCUCGGUGGCCUUUGACGAAUCCCAUGAUUGCCAGCUGAGCUUGGACCGAGAGAGUUCCUACAGACUUUUAAAACUUGCCAAUGACGUCACGUAUAAGCGACAGAAGAAAGCUCUGAUUACCCUCAGGAAGUACCAUUCUGGCCCAGCAUCCUCGCUCAUAGAGGUCCUCUUCGGCGCGUCAGCCCCCAGUCCCGCCAGCGAAAUAGGCCCGCUGACGUUCUGCAACGCCUCCCUGGACGCCUCCCAGAAGGAAGCUGUUAAGUUCGCACUGUCCCAGAAGGAACUGGCCGUCAUCCACGGGCCUCCUGGCACUGGGAAGACCACCACGGUAGUUGAAGUCAUCCUCCAAGUUGUGAAGCAGGGCUUGAAGGUGCUGUGCUGUGCGCCCUCCAACAUCGCAGUGGACAAUCUGGUGGAGCGUCUGGCUCAGUGCAAGCAGAGGAUCCUGCGCCUCGGGCACCCUGCCCGACUUCUGGAAUCCAUUCAGCAGCAUUCCCUCGACGCGGUUUUAGCGCGGAGUGACAACGCACAGAUUGUCGCAGAUAUCAGAAAGGACAUCGACCAGGUCUUUGUGAAAAACAAAAAAAUCCAGGAGAAGCAAGAGAAAAGUAAUUUUCGCAGUGAAAUCAAGCUGCUAAGAAAAGAACUCAAGGAACGGGAGGAGGCGGCCAUGCUGGAAAGCCUCACGUCGGCGGACGUGGUCCUUGCGACAAACACGGGUGCUUCUCCCGACGGCCCUCUGAAGUUGCUGCCCGACGGCUACUUCGACGUGGUGGUCAUCGAUGAGUGUGCCCAGGCCCUCGAAGCCAGCUGCUGGAUCCCCCUGCUGAAGGCCAGGAAGUGCGUCCUGGCUGGAGAUCACAAACAGCUGCCCCCCACCAUCGUCUCUCACAAGGCUGCGCUGGCCGGGCUGUCGCUCAGCCUGAUGGAGCGCCUGGACCAGGAGUAUGGCGCCAGGGUGGUGCGGACGCUGACCGUGCAGUACCGCAUGCACCAGGCCAUCAUGCAAUGGGCCUCGGAGGCCCUGUACGCCGGGCAGCUCACGGCGCACCCUUCCGUGGCUGGGCACCUCCUGCGGGACCUCCCGGGCGUGGCUGCCACGGAGGAGACGGGCGUCCCCCUGCUGCUGGUGGACACGGCUGGCUGCGGGCUAUUUGAGCUGGAAGAGGAGGAUGAGCAGUCUAAGGGGAACCCUGGUGAAGUGCGCCUCGUUGCUCUGCACGUCCAGGCUCUGGUGGAUGCUGGUGUCUGCGCGAGUGACAUUGCCGUCAUCACGCCGUACAACCUCCAGGUGGACCUGCUCAGACAGAGCCUCGCUCACAGGCACCCCGAGCUUGAGAUCAAGUCUGUCGAUGGCUUCCAGGGCCGGGAGAAGGAGGCCGUGAUCCUGUCCUUCGUCAGGUCCAAUAGGAAAGGGGAAGUUGGUUUCCUCGCCGAGGACCGGCGCAUCAAUGUUGCUGUCACCCGCGCUCGGCGCCACGUGGCGGUCGUCUGUGAUUCUCGCACUGUCAACAACCACGCCUUCUUGAAGACCCUGCUGGACUACUGCACAGUGCAUGGGGAGGUGCGCACAGCCUUUGAGUACCUGGACGACAUCGUCCCCGAGAACUACUCCCAUGAGAGCUCCCAGGGCCCUGGCCAGGCUGGCGUGAAGUCGCGAGGCUCUGCUGUGCCUGCUAGGAAGGCUCCCAGGAGCAGGCAGCAGGAGGGGCCCCGGGGGGCCCGGGCGGCUGCCGGGCUGGGCCAGAAGCCAGGCGGGAGGGCUUUGGGCUCUGAGGCGCGUUGUCAGCCCAGCCUCAACGGAGGCAGCCCCGAGGGAGCAGAGAGCAGAGACAGUGCAGACCACUUCAGGGCCCUGAUCGCCGACUUUAUGGCAAGUGAGGAGACACAACUGGAGUUUCCCGCCUCCCUCAACUCACACGACAGGAUGCAGGUCCACCAGAUCGCCGAGGAGCACGGGCUGAGGCACGACAGCACCGGAGAGGGCAGGAAGAGGUUCAUAACUGUGAGCAAGAGGGUCCCGGCGAGCCCACCGGUCCCACCCCCGCCACCAGGCCCCGUGCAGACGGAGCCCCCUGUCCAGGAGCAGAGCGGCCGGGACCCGCUGGACCUGAAGGCCCUGCACCUGGAAAGACUGCAGAGGGAGAGGAGCGGGCAGGAGCGGCGGGCCAAGGACGGGCCACAGGCCGCAGGCUCAGGGCCGCGGAAGGUGCCGGAAAAGAAGAAGAAGAAAGAUGGUAAAGGACACGCGGCCAUGAACCUGCCUGCCCAGGAGGACUUUGACGCCCUCGUCUCGGCUGCCAUUAAGGCUGAUAACACCUGUGGCUUCGCUAAGUGCACAGCCAGCGUGGUGACCCUGGGCCAGCUCUGCCUGCACUGUGGCCGCCGGUACUGCCUCAGCCACCACCUGCCCGAGAUCCAUGGCUGUGGUGAGCGGGCUCGAGCCCACGCCCGGCAGAGGAUCAGCCGGGAAGGAGUCCUCUACGCUGGCAGUGGGACCAAGGACAGGGCCCUGGACCCAGCCAAGAGGGCCCAGCUGCAGAGGAAGCUGGAUAAGAAGUUGGGCGAGCUGACCAGCCAGAGGAAGAGCAAGAGGCAGGAGAGGGAGAAGUGACGGACCGUCUUCAGAGGACGCGGCCGCCAGGGCGCCUGUCUGUGCAGGGGUGGCGGGGGCGAUCAGGGCUGCCCGAGAGCUCCCGCUCCCUGUGGCUGCUUGGGUGACAGUCCCGCCCCCCAUGCUGUCUCUACCCAGGCCUCGCAGGGCGACACGCCCUGUGGGGGACUUUCUAGCAUGGCCGCUGGUGGAGGAGGCGCCCGGGCGCUCUGGCAGUGCCAGCUGACCUUUCCUCGGGGCCUGGUGAGGGGUAGGCCCGGGCACACUGCGUCUCCGUCCUCACUCCCGCCUCGGACGUCUCCCAGUCUCUUCCCUCCCUCCUUGUCAAGACUGAAAUCCACCGUCUCAAUCUCGGGAGCUGCCGUGAGGGUCGGGAAGGGUCCACUCCCCUCCAGAGGCAUCCGGGCCGCAAACUCCCUGACAGUGACAUCCUGCUGUCCAGGGCCAGCCAGCUUCCUGCCUGUGUGGAGGAGAGAGGGCGCUCGCAAGCUCAGAGAAUGUGCCUGGCGGUGGCCCCUGCACGCUGGCCACUUCUCCGUGUGUCCCGUGCGGCUGCUCGCCCUUUGUCAGAACCGUGACUUCGCUGAGCCCCUCCCGUCUGUCUGUGGCUCCCCGGUGGCUGCAGUGGCCCCACCCUGACGCUGUAGGGCAGCGGGCUGGAGCGUGGCCCUUGGCUGUGGUUUGCAGGCUGCCAGCCUGUGAGCCCUUCCUGCAUCCCCCUGGGGACGGUCCCGGCCCGGCUCCCCUUGCAGCCCAGUGCCCUCUUGGAGGUGCUCUGUGGCCUUCCCUGCCGACGCUUCUGAAGAGAGCCUCGGGGGGGUGUUAUUGUAGUCUCCGAGUCUUAUUUGUUUCAAAGGGAGAUAAAUUAUUUAAAAAUUAAAACGUAUGCACACUGUCCA